Messenger RNA from Paramacrobiotus metropolitanus, 1192 nucleotides. Its product is annotated as zinc metalloproteinase nas-4-like. Gene Ontology annotation, molecular function: metalloendopeptidase activity; zinc ion binding. Lineage: Eukaryota; Metazoa; Tardigrada; Eutardigrada; Parachela; Macrobiotidae. The coding region runs from base 47 to 1192 and encodes 381 amino acids. Gene Ontology annotation, biological process: proteolysis. The record is from RefSeq and is a predicted model, not a curated record. The transcript is spliced from 5 exons.
UCAUUAAAGUUAUGCUUAUCAAAAGCUUCUAAACUGAACUUCAACAAUGUCAUAUUGUUUUAUUAUGAUGAGAAGAAUUGUAUUCGUGUACUUCGUAUGUGUUUCUCUAGGUUUAAUUCGAUUUGUCGCUGCAUUUCGGGACAACAGGGACUACGAUGCUGAUAUGGACGAUAGAUCGGAUGACCUGCCUGAAGACUGGGAAAACCGUAUCGAUCCGGCCACCAUGAAAGCGCAUUUAUCGGAAAUAAACAGUCAUAAACCAUUGAAAAACGACAUUAUGUUUGCCGAUGCUAGCGUUGGAUUCGGUGUUAAUGAUACCGCAGGGAACCAGUCGCAACAUAUAAAGUUAUGGGGAAAUGGAAAAGUUCCUUAUCAUAUAAGCGAGCUUUUUGGAUCGCAAGACAAGUCUCUUAUCCACGAAGCUAUACAAGGAAUUGAGCGUAAGACUUUACGUUGUGUGACUUUCACUGCGAGAAGGACAGACGAGGACUAUAUUCACUUCAAGCCAGGAGACAAUUGUUCGUCGUAUGUUGGUGUUCGCGGAGGCAUGCAGCCGCUGUUUCUGCAUCCUGCCCGGUGUAUGCAGCUAGGAAUAGUGCAGCACGAAAUCCUGCACGCCCUCGGUUUGUUUCACGAACACAGUCGGAAUGACCGCAAUGCUCGUGUGAUUAUCUUCGAAGACGAGAUUAUGGAAGGCUAUGAAGCCCAGUAUCGUGUCAUUCCUAACAUGCCCACUUUUGGCACAGCCUACGAUCUAGAGUCGCUCAUGCACUACGGGCCGUUUGAUUUUGCUAAAUCGGUGGACCACCCGGUCAUAAUUCCCCGAUAUGACGGUAUAUAUCGCAUGGGGCAACGCGAGGGUUUAAGCGUGCGAGAUGCUGCUAAACUUCGCAAUGCUUAUAGAUGCGAAGUUGGCUGGGAAGAUCAGCAGGCCGAGGAUCAGGAGCGGUUGUUUCCCGGCUUUUCUGUAGAACCUAUGAAAGCCGAGCAGUGCGCGCUACAGUUUGCUGAUUACUGUGGCAUUCCGCAGUACAACAGAGAAAACUGCACGCGUCAGGCUGUUUUGGCUAUCAACUGCACCCUGACAGCCAACGAGACUAAUUUACGGGCCAUGGCCACUGCGAUGGGACACCGCCAUUACGUCCUAUACUUGUGUCGCUCUUCGACAGGCGAAUCACCAAAGAUGCACUGA